AUGCGUCUUCAAUGGGUCACUCUUUUCUGGGGUGCGAUUGCUUCUUCAAUCCCCCUCACUUCUUCUCAUGAGAUCCGGUUAGCCUAUCUUCCUUCCAUUGAGCCCGAUCACUCGAUAGACUCAUAUCUCUCCAUUAAAUGGUCUAUACAAAAUGACACUCUCUACGCCAAUAAUAACCGGGUCUUCCCACCCUCAACGUCAAUGCAACUCCAAGUACCUCAUAUUCAAGGCACACAGAACACUCAUUCCGACUUUGACGACCACGAUCUCGAUCUCUCUUAUUCCCUAGAGGUAUCUCCUCUCUCGCGUGAUGACUUCGCUUCUCCAAAUCGCAUCUUGCAGGUCAAGAUGGAAUUGCUCGACUUGCAAGGUCGCCCUGUUACUCCCAACUCGGUCGAACUAGAUCUUGUCGCCCACUCAGACGGUAGUCAGCAUAUUGCCCAAAUUCGUCUGCAGCCAGGUCGCAUCCUGCAUGACGACUCUCCGCACAGCCGUCCGUGGCAGAUGAAGUUCUGGAAGACCCAAAUGGGCACCCUGUCCAAGCCAGAAAAUGAGGAGCAAACUCCCCACCCAAUUCCGGGUGAGAACCUCGCUCCUGCUGAGGCACCUGAGUCGCAUGUUGGAUACCUCUCCUCGCCGUACUGGUCGCCCACCUACAUGGAUCACCAAGGCUCCAAGCACAGAGGCCAUGCGUUCUUGCGUAUGGUGCGCCCUGUUAUUCUCCCUGCUCUCUUCGGCGCUAUCGCUGGCUUGGCUGCCUGUCUCGUUGGGUUUGUGGCUGGUCAUGUUUUCCUCUCUCUAGCUACACGCAUGGGUCUUCGCAAGCAGCACCAACAACGACUGUCACUUAAUAUGGAGGAUGAUGUUGAGAAGUCCCCACUACUUGUGCCAGAGACUCAUGCCACCUCUGAUUUAGAUGAAUAA
Molecule: messenger RNA, 924 nt
Organism: Penicillium taxi
Lineage: Eukaryota; Fungi; Ascomycota; Eurotiomycetes; Eurotiales; Aspergillaceae
Exons: 2
Coding region: 1-924 (307 amino acids)
Source: RefSeq, a predicted model, not a curated record